Molecule: messenger RNA, 1321 nt
Organism: Prorocentrum cordatum
Lineage: Eukaryota; Dinophyceae; Prorocentrales; Prorocentraceae
Source: the annotation of a GenBank genome assembly
CCCCAAGUCGCCAGAGGGUUCAAAAACAUGUGCCAGGCGAGCCGAUUCACAAAGCACGAAGCGCCCUCUAAGUAAUGGGCGAGCCCGUCCAGCGUUAAAGAUUCGCCAACGAACUGCUACCCGAGCAAAGCACUCUGAUACCGGUAUGAUGGACAAUGGAAUGACGGAGCGGUAAGGAGACUUCGACCAUGUUGUUGCCGUGCGUGCUGGAGCACAUCUGCGCCGACGCGCCCGCGGAACGGCAACCUCUCGGAAGGACUUUUGACGUGCGCGCGCGGAGGCGCGCGCGGGGUGGCCCGCGUGCGCGAUUCCUCUCGGAGGUGUCCGAUGUGCCUGCGCGUGUGGUCGGCGUGGUCUUGUUCGACAGCACGGCAAAAACAAAAUACGCUGGUAAACAUGGUCCCUUGUUAUGUUCUCAGCACGGUGCGCGCAGCCGCGAUGCCGACUCGCUCCACGAGGAGCCGAAGAAGAUAUGGACCCAGACGUGCGACGUCCUGACUUUUUCGGGACGACGUCGCGUCGCACCGCCGAGGCUGCUCGGCCCGACCGUCGGCACUGCUGCCCGGCUCGAGCCGGCAGUCGGCACUGGCGCUGCGGGCACUGCGAGGGUGCGGCGGCACGGCGCGCGGCGGGGGCUGCGGUCGGGGACGGGGAGGGAGAGGAAGAGGAAGCGGAAGAGGAGGAAGAGGGGGGGGAAGAGCACGCAGAGAUACCACGCACGGUUGACGGGAAGGGGCGGCUCGGGUGGAGGCACGGCGGCAGGCCGGACAAAAUUCCACCCGUCGGCAGCCGGACAGAAGCCAGCGUGCGAAAAUGGAAUGCCGCGGAUAUCGGCAGAGGUGAUGCAUACCACCACUGGAUAAUGUGAAAGAGUGAAACUUAUGGAAUUAAUGAGCUGGCUACCCUGCCAGAAGCACUACAUGCAGAGGAAAAAAGGAAUAGACGAGCGGCGCCGACGUGGGCGAAGACAUAUACAGAAAAGACUUCACGAGGUCGAGCGGCUCGCCAGGGCAAUCCCCGACUUGAAACCUGCCUAAUGUGUCAAUUCGUGCCGCAUGGCACUUCUCGCGGAGGGGCUGGAUGAGACGGCCCUGGACACCUUCGAAGAGCGGCUUAGCGGCUUAGCGGGCACGGCUGCGCCACGAGGCAGCGCGACCACUGGCAGUAGGGACCCUUCUGGCCGCCGAUGUCGAUCCUGAUCACGGCUGGGGCUCGUCCGUCGCGGGCCUCGACGGCGAGCCCGAAGGCUUGCGCGCGGGGGCUCUGAAAAGCGCCUGGGCGCCUGAGCGCCGAGGAAGCCCACGGCACGCAGCCUCGCAGG